Bursaphelenchus okinawaensis is the source of this 643-nucleotide messenger RNA. The record is from the annotation of a GenBank genome assembly. Lineage: Eukaryota; Metazoa; Nematoda; Chromadorea; Rhabditida; Aphelenchoididae.
AUGCUACUGUUUAUCCGCAACUUGUCUAAAGAUGAACGUCAAGUCUUACGAAGCAUGCACGACAAGAAUUCAACAGAAGAAAGAAUGAAGGUAUUGGAAAGUCAACCAGAAAUGUUCAAAAAGUUUGCCAAAGUAGCGACUAAAACUAUGGUUGAAUCUCACAAGGGCUUGGAUAAGGUUUGUCAACACAAUUUUUUUAGUUAACGGGGAGGAGAAGAAGUAACAGAAGGGGAAGGGAAGGAAUAUGAAGUUGUUAUAUUUGUAAGAAAGGCAGAGUAAAACAAAGUAAAGCAGGGUAAGGCACAGUACAGUAAGGUAGGCUAGGGUUAGGUCGAGAUGGGGUAGAACAGGGUAAAAUUGAUAAGAUAGGGUAAAGUUUAUUUAUUUAUUUAUAUUUAUUUUUAUUAAAAUAAAAUCCUGAUUUUAGGUAUCCCAAGCUUUUAUCAGUGAAGUAACAGAAUUCUUCAUUGAAGUAGAUCUACUGCAAAUCGACGACUUGGAAACGCCUAAAGGUCGAAUUAUCGAUGGAAGAUUGGCCCGUUUAGUCAAGAAAUGGAACGUUCUGACAGAAAAACAAAAAGCAACUGUCGAUUUGGCUUUAAGUGUUCGGGGUUACUUUGAAGGUCUGUUUUGCAUAGUUUAG